Molecule: messenger RNA, 489 nt
Organism: Didymodactylos carnosus
Lineage: Eukaryota; Metazoa; Rotifera; Eurotatoria; Philodinida; Philodinidae
Source: the annotation of a GenBank genome assembly
AUGUUGUACUCUUUCUGUCAACUGUCAGUGCAAACAACUGACACUGCAUUAGUUACAUUUAAUUCUACUACGUUUAUAACACCAAAUCUUGUACUCCUAGCACAAUUUCAAGGGCAAACGAAUCAGUUUGCUCAAAAUACGGCUCGUUCAUUUGCUAGUACGCUAAGUUUAAUCAACAAUAUGACGCAAGCAAAUAUGUUAGUUUCAGAUCUAUUGACCGAUUCAAUAUCUACUGUUUAUCCACAGUACUAUCUGUAUCAUUAUGAAUAUACAUAUGAUCGACGAGAUCAAGAAUACAAUUCAACUGGCAUUGAAUGUAAUUGCGAAGAAACACCUUGUUGUAUUCAACAGGCAGUUGUUUAUGAUAGCAAUAGUGGUAAAAAUAUUCUAUUUCACACGCCAGAACCAGUUACAAUUACAAAACAUCCUGGUCAUCGUCCUGGUGAUUUGAGAACGUUCAAUGCCAUCGAUCGUCAAGAAUUAACUUAA